Molecule: messenger RNA, 698 nt
Organism: Paralichthys olivaceus (Japanese flounder)
Lineage: Eukaryota; Metazoa; Chordata; Actinopteri; Pleuronectiformes; Paralichthyidae
Source: RefSeq, a predicted model, not a curated record
ACUCCAGAAACAAAAGGAUGAAGUGAUGUCAGUUCAACAAGGCGUCAUUCUUCUGUCUCUGUGUCUCAGUCAGGGCAAGACGAGGACAGGCGAAGGGACAGCGGUGGUUCGGGACCCGAGAGAAGCAGCCAAGCUCGGAGUCAGCUUCUCGUACUUCACUCCCUACAGCCCAUACUGGGUUCUGAGCACUGACUACACCAAUUUCACCAUCGUGUACUCGUGCAAUGACGUCCUCCGCCUGUUCCACAUCGACUUCGCCUGGAUCCUCAGCCGCUCUCGCUUCAUGCCUCAGGAGAAGGUGCAGCAGGCCAAACACCUGAUGAUCAGCGAAGGGAUCGACCUGUCCAGGAUGAAGGCCACAGAUCAGACGGGCUGCAAAGACGACUGAUGGAGACUUUACAUCAAAUAAAAGUCAUCUGCAGUGUUUAUGUGUUUAAAAUAUAUUUUUAUAUUUUAAUUCUGUCUUAGCUGCUCGGGACUUUAAAGAUGAAACUGAUUUAGUAAAACUCACAUUAACCCCUCGGCCUGUUUCUCAUGGUUUUGUUUUACUUGGCGAUGUUCUCACACUGAAUCUAUGAAUAUAUUGUUUUUCAUACUCCAGAAGUGAAUCUUAUAUCAUUCACAACAAUGUUUUCUUUUUGGAAUCAAACAAUGAAAUAAUCUUUAUCUGUGUAAUAAAGAUUUAUUCCUUCAGCUGU